GAUUACCUUCUCUCCUACCUUUCGUCCAGCACCAUCAUAUUGAACGAUUUAUUACUACCUCUCUCCGUGCACAUGCGCGUUUACGUGCUCCAGUCAAGUGGACGGUAAUGAGUGUGCCUGUUGCGUACAUCUCGUCUCUUAUUUUGAAAACAUGGAUAGUAUUUUUUCAUUAGUUCUCCCCUCAUCAAACCAAGCAGACAAUGCGAUAACACGAUUAGCGGUAUAAUUCAAUUAUCUAUUUAGCUGUAUGAUUUAAUUUGUCUUUUGCGGAUCGAUAUACCACGGCUGAUAUGAUUCUUCCAUAUGAACGGGUAAAUUGUUCUAGAAAGUUACUCCCUAUUGGAGAAUGCAAAACAAUAAUCCCAUUAUACUUCUAAUUACCUAAUAUUUCGUAUAUCAUGUUCCAAAUCAAUUGGUUCCUAAGAAUAUAGGCUAUUGCCAUAUUCAAGCAAGCGUGCUAUCAAACAAUGAAGCUAAAUAGGCAACUGAAUAAUACAGCCAAUCUCCUAUUGUUCGCUUGGUCUGAUGACAGGAAAAUAAAUGAAAAAAUACUCUCCUUAUUGUCAAAAUAAGACAGGAGUUCUACGUACACACGCACACUCAAUGCCAGCCACUCGAUCUUACGCGGAUAGACGCGCACCAGAGCACACGUACAUGGAGAGAGAUAAUGGAGAAAGGUUUAAACGAAGAAGGAUUCAACGCAGUCGAGAAGGGAAAGUAAGGAUCUAUAACAACGUUGACAGUGCUUUUGAAUAUCGAACUAAUGUUAAUUUGGACAGCAAUUGGCUAGAAAAUUAUAUGUACCGUAAUAAUGUUUAUUUCGAUGCCGUUCGGGUGAUUGGGAACGAUAAAGAAAAUCUCAGGGCGAUUCACAAGGAUACCAAAAAGGAAGUUCUGCGAAUCAAUGUUGAAGAAAAUGGAGAAGAAAAUGGUGAUACAGGGGAUGAAGAAGGCGUAGGUGAGGAUAAAGAUGAGUCACAUUUCAAUGCAUUUAAUAUUGAAUUUAAUAUCGAAUUUCUUGGAAAAUAAUGCCAAUAAUGACAAUGUUAAUAUAUCGAAGUGAA
Molecule: messenger RNA, 1064 nt
Organism: Vespula vulgaris
Lineage: Eukaryota; Metazoa; Arthropoda; Insecta; Hymenoptera; Vespidae
Exons: 2
Coding region: 541-1029 (162 amino acids)
Source: RefSeq, a predicted model, not a curated record